GGAGCGCCGCUCACUCGAGCGACAUUUCUUCCAGUCUCGCUCAGAUCUCACGUCGUCCUCACCCUCCUCCUCACCCAUCAGCCUUCCUCACCUGAGCGCCCAGGUGUUGACAGAGGAUGGAGCUCUGUAGUUGAGCGAGGGUGUUGGCGUACACACACAGCACGCGUACACACACACACAGCACGCGUACACACACACAGCACGUGUACACACACAGCACACACAGCACGCGUACACACACACAGCACGCGUACACACACACAGCACGCGUACACACACACACACAGCACGCGUACACACACACACAGCACGCGCACACACACAGAGCACGUGUACACACACACAGCACACACAGCACGUGUACACACACACAGCACGUGCACACACACAGCACGUGUAACACACACACAGCACACACAGCACGCGUACACACACACACAGCACGCGCACACACACACAGCACGUGUACACACACAGCACACACAGCACGUGUACACACACACAGCACGCGCACACAGACGCACAGUCGUACAAUACACAGACACGUGAAUAAGGACACAUAGGCAUAUACGCACGCUACAGUUGAUACGUAUCGUGUUCACCAAAACAAUACAAACCACACACACCACACAAACACACACACCACACGCAACUCUCACACACACACACCUCACACCCCACACACACACAACUCAUACACCACACAUACAACUCACACACCACACAUACAACUCACACGAACACCCCACACACACACAACUCAUACACCACCCACACACACACCACACACACAACUCAUACACCACCCACCACCACACACACACCACACACACACACAACUUAUACACCACCCACACACACACACCACACACACACACAACUUAUACACCACCCACACCACACACACCUCCCCCCACACACACAACUCAUACACCACCCACACCACACACACCUCCCCACACACACAACUCAUACACCACACACACCACACACACACACCCCACACACACAACUCAUACGCCACACACACACACACCACACACAACUCAUACACCACCCACACCACACACACACCCCACACACACAACUCAUACGCCACACACACCACACACACACACCCCACACACACAACUCAUACGCCACACACACACCACGCAACUCACGCGAACACCCCCCACACGGACACACACCUUGGCACGCACAGCGCCACGCACAGCCAGCGCCCGCCUCCUCACUCCAUGCGGCCCGAGGGAGAUCCGAAGUCUCGGCUGUGGGGGAGCGCGGGGGAGGAGGUGGAGGAGGUGGACGAGGAGGAGACGAGGAGGAGGUGGACGAGGAGGAGGCGGGGGAGCGAGGGACAUGGGCCCCGGGACCCCCACGGGCCCCGGGGGCCGGGGCCCGUGAGGAGACGGAGAGAGCGCGGGGAGAGCGGGGAGAGCGCGCGGCGGCGGCGGUGAGCGAGAGAGGGACCUCUGACCCUGACCCGGAGCCAUCGACCUCAGGGCUGGAGCUGCUAGCGCCACUCCAGCCAGCACCACCCAUCCUCCUGCCAGGGUACAGCAGCACCAACAGCGGCAACAGUAGCAGCAACAGCAGCAACAACAGCAGCAACAAAAUCAGCAACAGCAGCAGGAUUAACAGUUGCAACAGCAGCAGCAACAACAGCAACAACAGCAGCAACAGCAGCAACAACAGCAGCAGCCACGACAGCAACUGCUGCUGUAGGAACAUCAAGAUUAACAGCAGCAACAGCAGCAGCAUUAACAGCAGCAACAGCUGCAACAGCAGCAGCAGCGGCAGCAACCCUCGGCAGACAUCACCAUGUGGCAGCAGUGCGUGGCUCUCUGUGCCAGCAUCGCACACAUUACCACCAUCAUCGCCAUCGCCACCACCAUCGCCACCACCAUCAUCACCAUCACCGCCGCCACGACCGCCACCACGGCAGCCAUCGCCACACCUGCCAUCGCCACACCCGCCAUCGCCACCACCACGGCUAUCGGCAGCGCCGCAGCCGAUGGCGCUGGGCGCGGGGCGGCCGGUGACCGCCGCCACCGGCGCCGAACCCGAAAAGUUGAAGCGCGACCGGCGGCGGCGGGGGGGGCAGGCGUCGGUGGGGAACGGCGGCGAUCGCGGCGUCGCCAACGACAACGGUAACGUCGGCAACGGCCGCGGCAACCGCGGCGGCACCGGCGGCGUCAGCGGUAGCGCCGGCGGCGACGGCGGCGGGGUGCGGACUCACUUCCACACCUUCCCGUGCCUGGAGGACUUCUGCGCGGUGCAGCGCAGCCACCGCAUGCUGGAGGAGAGCGGCUUCUACUGGGGCCACCUGUCCAGCGCCGAGGCGGCCGCGGCGCUGCUCGGCAAGCCGGUGGGCACCUUCCUGGUGCGCGACAGCCGCCACGGGGCCCACUUCUUCUCGCUGAGCGCCGUGACGGAGCGGGGCCCCACCAGCGUGCGCGUACAUUUCCGCGCCGGCGCCUUUGCCCUCGACACGGUGCAGGAGGCGGUGCACGCGGCGCCGCGCUUCGCCAGCCUCAUGGAGCUCAUCGAGCACUACAUGGGCGAGUCGCGCCGGCUCGACCGGGCCGGGGGGGGGGGCGGCGGCGACGACGACGGCGGCGACCGCCGGCACCGGCGCCGCGACGGGGCGCGCUACUGCGUGACGCACGACGACGGCACGCGCCUGCCGCUGCUGCUGUCCCGCCCGCUGCCCCGCCACGCCGGGGCGCCGCCGUCCAUGCAGCACGCGUGCCGCCGCGCCAUCCACCGCGCCGUGCCCGGCGAGCGCCUCGCCGAGCUGCCGCUGCCCGCGCCGCUCCGGGACUUCCUCGAGAGCUACCCGUCGCAGGUGUGAGCCGGAGGACCCGCGGGGGCGGAGGGGGGCGGGGGGUUGACGGGGCGCGAUGGGAUGGGGCGGGCGGCUAUCCCCUCUUGGAGGUACCCGUCUAAACGUACAACCCCACCCACACCCCAAAGACAAAGAUGCCCCGCGUGUCCCAUUAACAGACGCCGAAUGAAGGCCACUGGCGCUGCGGCACACGACGGGGUGGUGGGCGGCCAGCACCACGCCCGGCCGCCGUCGUCUCCCGCAGUGGCGACGUUUGUUUUACCCACAUCGCACCGGGUGCUCAUUUUAGGGGAGGAGGCCCAGGCCCCGGUGCUGGUGGCCAUGAGCGGGAAUCGAACUCGGGUCAUAGCCGGGUUCGUGGCGCGGCGCGCUGGCCGUUGCACCACCCCACACCCCACCCACGGUGGAAGUGGCGCUGCCUCUCGUCGCCCCCAGAGGAGUCGGACUCACAAACUGCGUCGAAGAACAAGACCCGGAGUUGGCCUCUGAACUCGAGGAUCGGAUUUUGGGAUUUGCGGCCGCCGGAAGUCCGCUGACAGUCGAAGCCGCACGCUGCUGCAUCCAAGACCCAGAUGCGGCGAAGAACUCAGAAUCUGGAUUUGAAUUCGCGCUGUUCCAUUCAAGACCCGGAAUUGGUUAAUGACCUGGAUCAGGAUUCGAAUUCACGCUGCUGCUCCCAAGACACGGAUCCGCAUUAGGACCCUGGAUCAGGAUUCGAAUUCACGCUGCUGUACCCAAAACCCGGAUGUGGAUCGGGACUCUGGAUCUGGAUUCGAACUCACACUGCUACAUCCGGACCGCGAUCUGCAUCUGGACUUUUUGUGCACCGUGCGCAGAUCCAGACCUUGAGCCAAACUCACAAUCUGCACCUCAACUGGAAAUCGAACCCAUGCAAGUUUCCACCCAGAGUCAAAACAUGAACAUCGCACGUUUGCUGGGCGUGAAGUCAAACCCAAACACUCCUCAGGCACCUUGACCAGGAGUCAAACCCAGGCUCCGCAGCCGGAUGUGCAGUCGACUCUGCUCUUGAACGCGGGAGUACAGAGUGCAGAGUUGAACAUUGAUUUCAUUUAACUCGUGAGAGCGGGCUGGAGAGAUGGCCAGGAGUAACCUGACCUGGGCCAUCUGCAGCAGUGACCUGGGUAAAACCUGGAGUCGAACUGAAUGUGGGGAUAUCCGGAGUGUGUGUGUAUGGGAGUGUGUGUGUGUGUAGGUGUAUGGGGGUGUGUGUGUGUAUGGGGGUGUGUGUACGUAUAUGAGAGUGUGUGUAGGUGUAUGGGAGUGUGUGUGUGUAGGUGUAUGGGAGAGUGUGUAGGUGUAUGGGAGUGUUUGUGUGUAGGUGUAUGGGAGUGUGUGUAUGUGUAGGUGUAUGGGAAUGUGUGUGUGUGGAGGUGUAUGGGAAUGUGUGUGUGUGUAGGUGUAUGGGAAUGUGUGUGUGUGUAGGUGUAUGGGAAUGUGUGUGUGUGUGUGUGUGUAGGUGUAUGAGAGUGAGUGUGUGUGUGUAGGUGUAUGGGAGUGUGUGUGUGUAGGUGUGUGUAGGUGUAUGGGAGUGUGUGUAUGUGUAGGUGUAUGGGAAUGUGUGUGUGUGGAGGUGUAUGGGAAUGUGUGUGUGUGUAGGUGUAUGAGAGUGAGUGUGUGUGUGUAGGUGUAUGGGAGUGUGUGUGUGUGUGUAGGUGUAUGGGAGUGUGUGUGUUGUUGUUUUUUGAAAUCCAUUACAGAGUUUGUGCAACAGGGGACCGAGUGAGGGAUCGAACUGUUUGCCCGAGAACUCCGCGUCACACGGCACCAGCGGGCAUGGCAACUCACACGCGAUGCAUUCGUUACGGUUUCUCGAGUCGGGCUACUUGCUACCGAUUGUACGCUAUCUGCUUAAGAACUCUUCUUUGACAUAAAAGUAAGUCCCCCAAUUCCUGUUCAGGUGCAAGAAUUACUGAAGCACAACGCAAGCGCGCGUAUAUAAUCGCGGCGAUACCAAAUUCUGAUCAUAUGCAGGGAUAUUUAUGUAUGUGUAACAGUUGAUAUAUUACGUUACGGUAUAGGGUGGCUGCCAUAGCGGUGUUACGGUUAUCACCGCACUGUCACUCGCGAUCCAGAGGUUGCCGGUUCGAUUCCACGUCCUGGCGCCCUGGGUGGUUGAAACGACGUUCCUUGAAUUCUCCGCGAGCCGCCGCCACCACCACCACCACCGCAACCACCAACACCGCCACCACCGCCGCUGUCACCACCGCCACCACCGCCAACACCGCCACCACCGCUACAAUCACCGACUCCAUCUCCGCCACCAUCGCCACCACUGCCACCAUCGCCACCACCGCCACCAUCGCCACCACCGCAACCGCCAACGCCACAAUCACCGACUCCAUCUCCGCCACCACCGCUACCGCCACCACCGCCACCACCACCGCCACCACCACCGCAACCGCCACCACCGCCACAAUCACCGACUCCAUCUCCGCCACCACCGCUACCACCACCACCAGCACCACCACCGCUACCGCCACCACCGCAACCGCCAACACUGCCACAAUCACCGACUCUAUCUCCGCCACCACCACCACCGCCACCGCCUCCGUCCACCCAGCGGAGUGAAUUGGUCCGGCACGGUCGGACAGUCGAUCCAUCGAUGGGCAGGUCGCGUCCGGUGAGGUCAAAUGUGGCAACACGUGGGUGUGUGUGUAGGUGUAUGGGUGUGUGUGUAUGGGUGUGUGUGUACGGGUGUGUGUGUAUGGGUGUGUGCGGGUGUGCGUGUGGUGCUCGCUAACAGCACUUUUCCGAACAGUCUGCGAAAUACUAUCCAGGGGAUCUUUGUCUUUGUGUGGGUGUCUGUGUGUGUGCUGCUCGCUAACGGCACUUGCCCCAACAGUUUGUUAAGGCUAUACGGGGGAUCUUUGUCUUUGUCUCUUCUAUGGGAAGCGGUGGCGUAGUGGUUAGAGCACUACGCUAUGAACCCAGGCCAACCGAAUUCCUCGUUCCCGCUCAAGACCAAUAACAGUGGGCAAUAUAUGAACUUCUCCUGGCCCUCUCCUAGGUCGACUCGGCCUUAAAUGAGUACCUAGUGCGGUGUGUAAAUAUUAUCAACACUGGGGAGACAAAGGCGGCCGGGCGUGGUUUUGGCCCCCACGUGUGCCGUGUCGGCCGUAAUAGGUGCUCGCUAACAGCACUUGCCCCAGCAGUCUGUGCAAGGCUAUACGGGGGAUCUUUGUUUCUUGUCCGUUCUCUGAGCAGGUAUUCUUCGGGCACACCCAUCUCCUGUUUACAGCCCUGAGCCAGUGGUGGAAGUUCCACAUUCCUAUGGCGGGGGCGGAUAUACACCCCGCGUGACAACCACCUGCCGUGCAGAAGGGAAGAGAAAAAAAUGUUGAAAUGCAAAAAAAUGUCAUCAAAGUUUUGUCUCGAGAGACGUUAAUUUGGCCGCAGAAAAUCUAUGGAUGCAAGGACGUCAACCAAAUACACGACGUUAAUCGUCGUCAUUUUGAUCUCGCCAAGUAACCGUCGUGUAUAUAAUCCGCACACAGACGCAGCCGAAGACCAACAACCACGGCGUUCGUGCCAGGCUAGGUGCACACAGCCCCGGCACAAAUACACGCACGCACGCGCCUCGAUUUACAAUGACACACGCAGACAGACUCACGUUCACACACACGCGCACGGAUACAUCUAAAUAAACACACGUACCGAAUUACAUGCGUGCAAAAACAGAUCCGCAACACACAGUUUUUGCGACCACAUGCAGAGACACGCCAACACGUGCACGCGGGUCCAAACGCGUGCACGUACACACACACACAUGUACAUAUGCGUAUUUUAUAAACACGAAAACACGCGCACAUAUAUAGAUACAUACCCCAUAAGGUAUUUGUGUUGUGACGUGCGUUGUAUUUUUUCAAGAAAAAGCGCCACUUAAUUAUGUUUAUUUAUCCACAAGACACACACACACACGAGUAUGUGUGUGCGUACGUGUAUGCGAUAUAUUAUUGAUUAAGUCAUAAUGUCAUAUCGUACAUUUUAACUUUGAAAAUUGCACACAUUAAAUAUUUAUUAUAACAAUCA
Messenger RNA from Lethenteron reissneri (Far Eastern brook lamprey), 6898 nucleotides. RefSeq names its product suppressor of cytokine signaling 1-like. Gene Ontology annotation, cellular component: phosphatidylinositol 3-kinase complex. The record is from RefSeq and is a predicted model, not a curated record. Gene Ontology annotation, molecular function: 1-phosphatidylinositol-3-kinase regulator activity. Lineage: Eukaryota; Metazoa; Chordata; Hyperoartia; Petromyzontiformes; Petromyzontidae. Gene Ontology annotation, biological process: intracellular signal transduction; phosphatidylinositol phosphate biosynthetic process.